GUUCUGGUUCGCAUUUGGCGCCAAACCAGAGAGAGAUCAUCGAGGAAGCGAAAUGGUUCAGAUGUGUUUCGUUCUGGAUCUACGGAGUCUGGCACCUCCAUUGUUGACGGACUUGAAGCAGUCUCUGCUUCAACUCGCUAACUACUACGCCGUUUCGAGUUCGCCGCCGUCGCGCAAAUCCGCCACUCUCGCCGAUAAGAUCGGGUUGUGCUACGUCCUCAAGAAUCGCCUAUCAUCUUCCGACGAGUUGAAGAUUGCGUACCGUCCUACAGGAAACUUCAACCUCCGCGAUUUCCACCACGCUGUUAACAAUUUGCCAUCUGAUGCAUUUGUGCCUGAUUUCGAUAACAAAUCCGAUGUGAUGAUUUCAAAUGUUUUGAGUGAACGAGUGUUGUACUCUUGGGAAGGUAGAGAUAUUGAGAGAAGAGUAAUUUUCGUAACUUCAACCUUGCCUGAAGAUGUUGACUCUACUAUGCAAAAGAGCCUCAUGGAUGCUGCGGAUAAAUGUGUUUCAGUUGAUUUUGCGCUAUUUCAGCAGAAAUCAAGCCAUCUGACUGAUUCGCGUGAAAACAUCAACACUUUUCGUCGUUGCAUUUCUCAUUUUGAUAAUUGCUCAGUUCAGACCUACAUCCCAGAUUUCAGAAUAUUCCACGGCCUGGUUAAAAGAUGGCUGCAGAUUUUGAAAGAUGACAUGGAGGAGCCGUUUUUAGCUCGUCUCAUUUUCAAGGACAACCUUUUAGGUUCUGUGAACCAAAUAUUCUGCAAUCUGUUUGCACCAGUCUAUCCAAUAACCAACAGUUUCAGUCAAUGUCAGACAUGCAGAUGCCAUGGAAUUCCUUUAGGGCAAGCUGAAAAAAAAUUGAACGGAAUUUCUUGUCCAGUUACUGGCUGCAAUCUGGAAACAUGUGAUGUUAUUGAAAACUCUGUUCGAGUUGGGGAAAAGACUAUUCUGUUUCUUCCGUCAUUCCAUGAUUCUCUGAAGCUCCUGCAAAUAACUUCACCAAUUAACAUAAAUGUUACUGAGAGGAUAAACUUGGCAUCUCUUGAUGAAGGUCUUAUAAUGGGGGCUUCCUUUGUUGUGACUCCAUCCCCUAAUCAUGUGAACGAAACCACUUCGGAUGAUGCUGAUCAGUCAGACUUGAAUGCUCAACUUUUUCAAGGCCUUUCAAAUGUUCUGCAUUCAAUGGACCAAGGUUUGAUAUGCUCUUCAAAUUGUGAUUUGGAAACAAUGACAGAGGCUCCAUAUCAUUGUUACUAUAUUCUGCAGCCAUCAGAUCGUGGACCAAUGCUUAUGAGGCGUCUUGCAGGGGCAGAAGAAGUCCUUCGCCUUCCUGACAACCAAUUAACUGAUUCAUCAGUCAAUAAGGAAAUUGGGAACUCUGUUCAAGCCUGUUUACUAAAGCUUGAUCUAACAGAUUAUGACCCAUUGCUGCAUGAAAGAGGCUUUCACCAAAAACUAAAUUUGCUUGUCGAAGAAAGCCUACAAUUGGGGUCAAUAUUUCCUAAAUUGGAAGGUGCAUUUACUGAACUAAGCUCAAGUCAACAACCUUCAUCAGAAGUGACCACGAAAGCAGAAAAAGCCAUUAAUGUCAUUGCUCUGGAUGAGGAAACUUUGCCAUUGGAAUUGGAUAUUACAGAUCAAGAGGAUAGAACGAUGGCAUGUAUUACAGAGGAAUGGGAGCAAUUGGUUGUAAACGAAGACCCCAAGAUGUACACUCCAUCUUGUCUGCCCAAAGCCAAGUGGGAUCAAUCUAGUGUAUCACUACGAGAUGGUAAUAGGAAGCUAGACACGGAAACUUCAAGGAUCUUGGAGAGAUUGGAGGUUCCAAGGCCACUAAAACCAAAGAUAGCCUCUCCUGUAUUAGUUGAAAGUUGCAUGAAAAAUGCAACUGUGCCCACAAAGAAGCCUCUUAUACCAUUCCAGUCAACUCAAAGUACACAACAAGUCAUUGUUGGCAGCCAGCUAAUCAAACCGAAUUUCCAGAGGCAAAAAAGGAAACAGAAAUGAAAAGAAGGCAACUCCACUCCAUAUGUUUCAUGCAAACAAUUCUUCAAAAUAAGGUCAGUGCCUUUCUUUGACCCUUUUUACUAUGUUGCUAAUGAUUUUCUACACAACAUUCGCCAGUUAAUCAUGAAACAUGUUUCGAAGGGGCCAGAAGUGUGAAAAUGCUCAAAAGUUCUUGUUUGAUAUGGGAUAGUAAAAGCUUAUUAAGUGGUUAAGCUUAUCCAGCCGUUCAUAACAAAUUACAUAACUCGAUAAGCUUUUAUAUUUUCAGGCUUUCACAUCAUUUAUCUUACACUACCCCACUUAAUUUGAUAAGAUAUUCAGGCUUUAUAUUUCACGUUUAUAUUUCUCUUUCUCUUAACAUUAGCUAGUCCUGAUACAGCAGCUUUC
Messenger RNA from Lotus japonicus, 2395 nucleotides. RefSeq lists its product as uncharacterized. Lineage: Eukaryota; Viridiplantae; Streptophyta; Magnoliopsida; Fabales; Fabaceae. The transcript has 12 exons. The coding region runs from base 53 to 2008 and encodes 651 amino acids. The record is from RefSeq and is a predicted model, not a curated record.